UGCGCAGCACAGCCGUCGCUUGGUCCCCCUUCCACGCAUGCGCAGGCGGAUCCCGGGCAACCAACGGGUCCCUGACUCCCUGUCAGUGUCCGUGGCCGGCGCAUAGGAGGGCGGAGAACGCUGCCGGGAUCCAGAAGGGAAGCCCCGGUAACGGGGAGGCAGCGGGACGGUGCGGCUGUAUGGUGACAGGAGGGAGGGGUCACCGGCGCCGCCUUCUCAGCGUCAGACCCCGGCCCGGUGACAUGUAGGCCCUGGAGGCAGUCCGAGUCCCGGUGCCGGCAUGUAAGAGGGCUCCGCCGGUGUCUGCUCAUUACCCCGGGCCCAGAGAGAUGGUGGAUAUCGGCAUUUGUGCUUCUGGAGACGGCAGCAGAAGGAAGAUGGAUUAUUUUGCGGAGUGUCCGGUGGAGGUUGUACCGCUGGACAUGUACGACUCCUUCAGGGCUAAAAUUGCUGCUAACCUACAUUGGAUUUGUGCUAAAGCCUAUGGAAUUGACAAUGUUCCGGAUGAGCUGAAGGAUCCCUUCUACGUAGACCAGUAUGAGCAGGAGCACAUCAAGCCACCUGUCAUCAAGCUGCUUCUCUCCAGCGAGCUGUACUGCCGCGUCUGCAGCCUGAUCCUGAAAGGGGACCAGGUGGCAGGACUGCAGGGGCACCAGCCCGUCAUUGAGGCCCUCUCCCAGAAGGGGAUUUACGUCAUGGAGAGCGACGAGGCACCCGUGUCCGACGCCGACCUCAGCUUCGCUCCCAUCAAGAUGAGUGCACACAUGUCCAUGAUCGACGCUCUAAUGAUGGUGUACACUGUGGAAAUGAUCAGUAUUGAGAAGGUGGUGGCGAGCGUCAAGCGAUUCUCUACGUUCAGCGCCUCCAAAGAGCUGCCCUACGAUCUAGAGGACGCCAUGGUUUUCUGGAUCAAUAAGGUGAACUUAAAAAUGAGGGAGAUUCUGGAGAAAGAGCAGAGGUUAAAGCAGCAGAUAAUCGAGAGCCCCAGUCAUCAGAAGUCUCCCUCAAAAUGGUAUUGGAAGUUAGUACCUGUACGCUACCGACGCGAUCACCCCUCCAAUAGGCAGCUUCCUUACUUUCCAUUACUUGAAGACCUGAUGAAGGAUAUUAGCGAUGGUGCGGCCCUCCUGACCGUCAUACACUACUACUGCCCGGAGCAGAUGAAGUUGGAUGACAUCUGUCUAAAGGAAGUCCCGUCAAUGGGCGACAGCCUGUAUAACAUCCAGCUUCUGAAGGAAUUCUCCAGCGAAUACUUAAACAGAUGCUUUUACCUGACCCUAGAAGAUAUGCUGUAUUCCCCAUUAGUACUGAAGCCCAAUAUCAUGGUUUUCAUCGCAGAGCUUUUCUGGUGGUUUGAGAACGUAAAACCUGACUUUGUUCAACCCAGAGACGUGCAAGAAUCAAAAGAAGCUAAAGCGGUAUUGCCGCAUAAAAGCAGCAGACCCCAGAUUCCUAUAUCCAAUGCGACAAAGCGGAGUUUCAUGGCCAGUCCAGCCAGCACAUCUGAUUCCCCUUCGGCAGCUCAAACUAUAUGUGAAGCCAGCAGCAGAAGCUACGUACAGCCUGAGGAUGCAGAGAACGGGAAAGGAGGCGCAGCGUUCGGUCCGUCCCAUUCGCUACUGCCCUUAAGACAAAAGCAGCAGAAGACGGUUCAGUCGGAAGACAGCCCUAAUCACCGAGAUCGUUCCAAUUCCUUGACGCGGUCUGACGCCUCUCCUCGAUCGUCUGUGAUGGCCUGGGCAGAGAAACGGCCGAGACCCCUGUCCCAGCCGCCGUUUGCCCUCCACUGUUCAGAUGACAUCGAUGCAGCAUCUGGUGAUAGCAUCAGCCUUGCGAGGUCAAUCAGUAAGGACAGCCUAGCUUCCAACAUCAUCAAUGCAACGCCGAAACACCACCUACCGACGCCAUCUGCGCCCGUCAGGAACCUGAUGGGAAAUGUAGAUAUGGACGAUGAUGAGGAAGAGCUUGUUGCAUUUAUAAGAUCAGAUGAGACCUCAAGCCAAGGAGACCUGGAGUUACAGAGCAUCUCCUCCCGGGCCUCCAGUCAGCAGGUCACAGCAAGGUCGCCAAGAAGACCACCAGAAGGUGAUGUGGAGAGCAAGCCGGAGAGUUUCUACCUGGAGCCCCUAAUGCCGGCUGUUCUCAAACCGGCAAAAGAAAAGCAAAUUGUUCACAAGAGAGACGAGUAUGGGGACGGCAAGCCCAGAGGGUUUGCUUCUAGACGUCACAAUGAGGGGACCCAGUCGUUUCCUAGGAAGAAAGUCACCACUAAUCACACGACGCAUGAUUUAAAUAGAACUUUCACCCCUGUUAGCAGUACAGAAUUAUCUGCCACAGACUGUCCUAGAGUAGAUGCUCUACAGGCCACGGAAACCGGCGGUAGCACGUUCAGGCCCCUUGCAACUAGCAGCAUCGACCCGUCCGAGCAGCCAGGCGGCGGCUUUUUUCUCCAUGACUCUAAAGCGGAUUGUGCAGAUGAAGAAAUACCGCUACAUUAUAUAGUGGACACGCUCCCCGAUCCGGAAAGCACGUGGACAGUAUUACGAAACGAUUCUGAUUCUGAUAACCUAGAUCUGGAAGAGUGCGAACCGGAACACCUGCCUUCCCGACCUUUGUGUAAAUACAUAGGGGAAGAAGAGUCUGCCAAGCUGCAGGAAGACAUGAAAGUGAAGGAGCAUGAUGACAAAGACGAUGGAAGUGGGCGCUCCAGCCCCUGUCUGAGUACCAUCUCCCAGGUGAGCAGCGUCUCUAUGGCCAGUGGAAACGUGCGGAUGACUAGCUUUGCCGAGAGGAAGUUUCAGAGACUGAACAGCUACGAAACAAAGUCUAGUACGAGCAGUUCACAGAAGACCACGCCGGACGGCUCCGAGUGCUGCCUCCCUCCCCUGACCACCUGGAAGCAGCGGAGAGAGCAGAGCCCCGGGAGGCAAAACAAAGACCACACGAACGUCCUGGCGUCUGAACUUGUGCAACUGCACAUGCAGCUAGAGGAGAAGAGGAGGGCCAUCGAGGCGCAGAAGAAGAAGAUGGAGUCGCUGUCUGCCCGGCAGCGCUUAAAGCUGGGGAAAGAGGCCUUCUUGAAUGUUGUGAAGAAAGGCAAACAUGAAGGAACUUCUCAUCCACUGAAGCCAGAACAUUGCCCCAAGGACUAUGCCAAGCAGAGCGCGGAGGCGUGCGAUCCCGUCACCAUGAACUUCAAGGCAGAGCAGUACCUUGAGAAAUCGGACCUGGCAAGCGAGGUGUCCAAAGAACCUAAGUUUCAAGACUUUUUUGAUCAGAAACCAAAAGGGCUGGAUUUAGAAGAAGGCGGUGUCUGCGGCGUCAUCGCCGAUGGUAGUCCUGAGGACAUCGACUCUGAGAUAGAUGCCAGCGAGUGUGACCUGUCCAUUGAGAAGCUGAAUGAAACCAUCAGCACCUUACAGCAGGCUAUACUGAAAAUCUCCCAACAGCAAGAGAUGCUGAUGAAGACCCCAGCCUCUGCGGUGCCAGCCCUUAAGAAUAACACUCAACAAGACCAUAAGUUAAAGCCUCCCAUUCAUUUCGUGGAACCUUUGUCCCCAACAAGCGUUGCAACAGGGCCUCGCAAAACCCAACGAUUCGGUCAGGGCCGAAACUCCCGAUCGUCGCGGACUUUCGAUCAUAAAUCCUCUAAAGAUAAAACCUCUCGUAUUAUUACACCGGCCCAAAGUAUAGAAACUUUACCCCAUUUAAAAACGGUUCAUGCUCUGAAAUCGCCUACCGUCCCCACCGAAGAUCUUGUCGUAGAUAACGGCGCAGAGCAAGGAGAUGGCCUUGGUCAGGAUAAAUCUGCAGGCGGUUUCCGACUGCACGAGGAGAAUAACCAGAGGACGUUUGUUCUGUCCACCUCUAAGGAUGCCAAUAUUAUUUCUGAGCAGAUGCACAGAGAUGCGUUGAACAGUUUGCGUGCGGCUGGCGUGGGGUCCUCGGAGACGGGGAAGGAAAACGUCCCAGUGGAUGAGCAGCUUAAGAGCAAAACUAGUCUUAUUGAGGUGGAUCUGUCUGAGCUGAAAGAUCCCGAUGAAGAAGUUGACCAUGCGGAGAAAUCUACGGACAUUAUAGGCGAAGAUCAGAAGUCUGGUCUUGGCUUUUUCUUUAAGGAUGAACAGAAAGCGGAGGAUGAGCUGGCUAAGAAACGCGCCGCCUUCCUGCUGAAGCAACAGAAGAAAGCGGAGGAAGCCCGACUCCGGAAGCAGCAGCUGGAGGCCGAGGUUGAAAUGAAGAGAGACGAAGCUCGACGGAAAGCCGAGGAGGACCGGAUACGGAAGGACGAGGAAAAGGCCAGACGGGAGCUCAUUAAACAGGAAUAUCUCAGAAGGAAGCAACAAGAGAUCUUAGAAGAGCAGGGAGUAGGGCGGCCCAAGCCCAAACCCAAACCCAAGAAAUCUCGGCCAAAAUCCGUCCAUCGAGAGGAAUCGUACAGCGACUCAGGCACUAAAUACUCCUCUACACCUGAUAACCUGAGCAGUGCACAGUCUGGUUCAAGCCUGUCUUUGGCCUCCGGUGCAACUACGGAGGCUGAGAGCGUCCAUUCUGGAGGAACACCCUCACACAGGGCCAACUCAGUGGAAACGUUGUCUGUGGCGAGCAGGCACCAGAGCAGAAAUGCCGACCGAGAUUGGGAGAAUGCGUCCACUGCAUCGUCCAUCGCAUCCGUGGCGGAAUAUUCAGGUCCCAAACUUUACAAGGAGCCCAGCAGCAAGUCCAAUAAACCAAUAAUACACAACGCUAUAUCCCACUGCUGCCUCGCUGGGAAGGUGAAUGAAUCGGUGAAGAAUUCUACCUUGGACGAGCUAGAAAGGAGCGACUCCAACCAUUACAUCAUCCUCUUCCGGGACGCCGGCUGCCAGUUUCGUGCACUUUAUUCCUAUUACCCGGAAUCUGAAGAGAUCAUCAAACUGACCGGAACCGGCCCUAAAAGCAUCACCAAGAAAAUGAUUGACAAACUUUACAAGUACAGCUCAGACCGGAAGCAGUUUACCGUGAUCCCUGCCAAAACCAUGUCGGUCAGCGUUGACGCCGUGACCAUCCAUAACCACUUGUGGCAAGCCAAGCGACCUGCAUUGCCAAAGAAGACCCCAAUGUGCAAGUGACGCUCGGCGAUGCCACCGAUUAUUCCGCCAGGGUUAGAGAGCGCGCCUUUUCCCCCGUGGACACACACAGUGCAGCACUUUGAAUGUUUAAUUUUGUUUUUUGUUUUCCUUCGUCCAAAGGGAAUUUUAAUGAGCGUUUUACACGGACAAUAGGAAGUAAUAAUGAUAGCUGUCGUAGAUCCCUACUACUCACGCACCACAACCGUUUGCUCAGUGGAAGUGCUCAUUUUUUUCCUUUUGUUUUUCUGUUUUCUCCAUCUCCCCCCAAAAGUGAAUGAGUGAUGUCUGCCGUGAAAUUAAAUCUGACUUCAAUCCCCCUACAGAAGGGGAUACGCUGCAUGCUGCAAACUUCUACCAAGUGGAUUUCCUUUUACUUGAAGUGCUCCUAAAUGUGUAAUAAACCCGCGAGUCUCCCAAACUAACACCCAGCAGCCAGGGAUUGGGGACACAACCUAUAGGAACUCUUAGGACAACCGCAAUUCUCUUGUAUUUACCGCUGGCCUUGUAGCUGCUGUUGGGGGGGGGGGGGGGGGAUUGUCCCCGGAACAAGUCUGACUGAUUCUUUGGGAUCGCAUUCACUACAACAAACGGCUGCCUGGUAAUCUGCACAUCAGAAGGAUAUACUGCUUAAAAACCAGGACUAUUGACCUGAACGCCACUUUUAUUUAAUCUUCCUAUUUUUUUAUUCACCCCAACGGUACUGUGGUAUACGGCUUUCAGAAGUAUUUCAUCUGACAUUGACACCCUGCAAACUACGGUAUAGAAUUAGACGCGUUUCAGUCUGAGCACGGUACUCCGACCUGUGUACAGUAUGGUGGUGCACUAAAAAGAAGAGAGAGAAACAAAUCUGUCCUUUUUAAUGGUUUUAUGAUGUUCUAAUGUAUUCUUAUUUGUUGCCGUGUUCUCGACAAGAAGCACACUGUAGAAGAGAGAGUGUGUGCUGAUCAGCUUAGCUUUUUGUGGGGAGGGGGGGAUGACUACUUAUAUUGUAAAUCAGAAAGGAAUUAUUUUGCUUUCUCUCUUUCAGAAGGAAAUCUGGUUCUCGGUCAAAUAAUGGAAUUUUGCGUUGAAAUUUUAAACUGAUCGUUUUUCAUGCUUACAAUCAGGAUGAGUUGCGUCUUUACAUCCGAGCAAACACUAAAUGCUACGUUACAUUAUUUUUAUUUAAUGCACUUUGGACAGUCUCUUUUUUUUCUGUACAAUUUCACUAAACAUGAUGUGAAUUCCAUUGUUACGUUACACUUUAAAUUAAAGCUCACACCAGAAAUAUUUAAUAUAUUUUUUUGAGAGUAUUACGUUUUUGGGUUGUAUUACUUGAAUUACGCUGGUACUGAGGAAAGACACUAUUACUAUAAAGCAGGCUUCAGCGGCUUGUGGCUGGUAGGGUGUGCUGGGACAUGUAGUUCCACAAGCGCUGCAAGCCAACGGCUGAAGCGGCCUGCUAGGAUGCUAAAUGGUUAUAUUAUAUUGUACUGUCCGGGCAGAGAGCAGGUUGGCUCCGCUGACUGGCUCCUCCUUCCGCGUGACUAGCGAUUGCUGCAGUUCUGUAUAUACUUGUUGAUGUUUAUGUAUAUAACCGGAAGCUUUAUAAGUAUACAGUGCAGAAUACAUUUUGUUAUCAUGCUUUUCCCAUGCCUUGUGUUCCCCACCCCUCACUGUGGAUAUUUAAUUCCAUAUUUAUUUUAUGAAAGCACUGAAAUUAAAUAAAAUGAAAUAAUGUA
Molecule: messenger RNA, 6832 nt
Organism: Pseudophryne corroboree (corroboree frog)
Lineage: Eukaryota; Metazoa; Chordata; Amphibia; Anura; Myobatrachidae
Gene: CAMSAP1
Product: calmodulin regulated spectrin associated protein 1
Exons: 19
Coding region: 330-5111 (1593 amino acids)
Biological process (GO): cytoplasmic microtubule organization; negative regulation of microtubule depolymerization; neuron projection development
Cellular component (GO): microtubule minus-end
Molecular function (GO): calmodulin binding; microtubule minus-end binding; spectrin binding
Source: RefSeq, a predicted model, not a curated record